AUGAAUAAGAAGUCUGAAUUCUAGAGAGCCAAUACAACUAAAUAAUUAAAUAAUAGUAAUUAGAACAGUCCGAAGUUAAUUAUAUCACAAAGUACCUCGAUAGGGUUUCUCAAUGAAUAGAGCAAUUGUUUAUCGAAAUCACUUCCGUAUAGUCCCAGUCGGGUAGAUUAUUCUUUCGACAGAAUAAUCGAAUAAAGCAUUAUAGAAUCGAAAGGUAAAAACUUGCCAACGAAUGCUAAUGACUAAGAACAACCAACCAAAGUAUUCUGUCAAAAAUGUUAAAAAUAAGUCAUCUCUAGAAUCGAGAAAUAAUAUGGUUGUGGUGCACUAAUUGUCACUCUCUUGAUAUUACUGAUUUUCUGGCCAUUAUUUUGGAUUCCAUGCUUUGUUUCGGAAUGCAGGGACAUUAUACAUUAUUGUCCAUCCUGCGAAGAAAUUAUUGGAAUGAAACCUUAUAAACUUUGUAAAUGA
Paramecium tetraurelia is the source of this 471-nucleotide messenger RNA. RefSeq lists its product as uncharacterized. The record is from RefSeq and is a predicted model, not a curated record. The transcript is spliced from 2 exons. NCBI's taxonomy places the organism in Eukaryota, Ciliophora, Oligohymenophorea, Peniculida, Parameciidae. Gene Ontology annotation, molecular function: zinc ion binding.